Messenger RNA from Trypanosoma theileri, 723 nucleotides. RefSeq lists its product as uncharacterized. The transcript has a single exon. The record is from RefSeq and is a predicted model, not a curated record. Lineage: Eukaryota; Euglenozoa; Kinetoplastea; Trypanosomatida; Trypanosomatidae. The coding region runs from base 1 to 723 and encodes 240 amino acids.
AUGCUCAACCGCAGUUCCGCUGCGCUGGCGUCUGCCCCGUCGCUUCUCGGCUACGCGCUGCGGGGGGCGGCGGCGAGUGAAAUGCUCUACGGCGGUGUGCGGCUGCAGCACCUCGCGGCCGCCCCGCCGCCCCUCCGCCGCCAGCAGCCGGAGACCCUCCCGCCCCCGGCCGACAGCAGCGGGGAGGCCGCGGCGGAGGGGCUGCGCGACGGCGAGGGCGACGGCUGGCGGCUGCUGCCCGUCAAUAUCGGCGCGAGGGCCCGGGCGGCGGCGGUGCGGCUCCGGGCGGACGACUGCCGGCGACGACUCAUCGCCCAGCGCGUGUGUGCCGCCGCCGCCGCCCCGCUCGUCUUUCCGGCCCCGCCAGUCAAGCAGAGCGGCGAGGGCCACGGCAGGCGGGGGGCGGCGUACUUUCACCCGCCGUCGGCGAAGCUCUCGCUCUUCACGCGGCCGGUGGACUGCGGGUCGCACACCGCCGCGGUGGACACACGGCCGGCAGGAGUGGGCGUCUAUCAUCCGCGUGCGUGGCGACCACUGCAGAUGCUGAAGCCAAUGCCGCAUAACUGGAGCCCUACCCUGCGAUCCUCCGGUGUACGUGGACCAAACAUGCAACUUAUGCAAGAGCGAUUGGAUGGAAAGGGUUUUGGAUGGAAACGCAAGUCACGCUCAUUGUGGCAGCAAGAUAUUGAUACCGCUGGAUUUAGGCCUAAACGGUUCUUUUAA